Aplysia californica (California sea hare) is the source of this 9165-nucleotide messenger RNA. RefSeq names its product F-box only protein 8. Gene Ontology annotation, molecular function: protein binding; guanyl-nucleotide exchange factor activity. The coding region runs from base 500 to 1429 and encodes 309 amino acids. Lineage: Eukaryota; Metazoa; Mollusca; Gastropoda; Aplysiida; Aplysiidae. The record is from RefSeq and is a predicted model, not a curated record. The transcript is spliced from 8 exons. Gene Ontology annotation, biological process: regulation of ARF protein signal transduction.
GUAUGUGUGAUGUGUGUUGCGAGCAUUUGAGAUACCCUAAGCAGGGAAAUCAAAGUCAAAGUGGUCAUGAGGGCAGGACUGCAAGUCGAAAUAAAUCUCGAGAUUUGUUUCGUUUUCGCUCGGAUAUCAACAAUACUAGUUUUAGAAACGGAUGUAAACACGGUCUGUCCAAUAAUAAUAACGUUUACAAAAUUGCACGGGCCACGUCAAUCCUGACUCCGCUGGAAGUAUUGUUUUGAUCUUGGCCCUUGCAUUUGUGAAUUGCCUCUGGAGCAUUUAAGAAAUUGAAAUCUAAAUGAAUGCACGCAAUAAAACGUUGGCCGGAUUAUGCAUGAUGUUUCAAAAGUCACGCUCCCGGGAAAAGAAAAUAUUCUGGAAUUUAACUGACUCGAAAAAUUGAACUUCUGGCAACUGUUGUGUGGUAGCAGUAUUUGAUAUCCUUUCAAGUGGACUGUGAUUGUUUGUACAUCCCUGCUGGUCUUUUCUAUACCAAGCCUUAAUGGGUCAAGUAAUUCGCAGGUUGCAGGAUAUUGGGAUUCGCCCACAAGAUUAUUUGGGGUUUCCCCUAGCAGACUUGGGAGGCUGGGAUGACCAACCCAGGUUUCCUGCAGCUCCCUUUGGGCACAGGGAGGAGGAGGAGGAUGAGAGGGACCCGAACAUGUCAUCUGGAUUCCCUGACUUAUCGCAGUUGCCCCCUGAACUAGGGCUGGAGGUGUUGAGACAUCUGGACGCCACGGACCUGUGCCUAGCCUCCUGUGUGUGGUCACAUCUGGCAAAUGAUGAGCUGCUGUGGCAAAGUUUGUGCCGCAGCUGUUGGGGAAGUGUGACCAUCUACAGCCGGGGCCGACCAGAAGACUUCACCUACAAGCAGCUGUUCAUGGCACUGGACGAGGCUUCUCUCACAUUCAACACCGACCCCUUCCAGGGCAUUGAAUAUCUAACAUCGAGAGGGAUUUUAGGUGAUCAGCCUAUAGAAAUUGCCCGGUUCCUUCAUACCACGAAACGAUUGUGGCCAAACAAGAAACUGGAAUUUUUACAGCGCAGGCAAGAUGUGCUUGAGCGGCUGGUUCAACUGCAGAAUUUCCAGAACCAGUUUCUUCCCAACGCUCUUCGUAAAUUUUUCAAGGAAGUCUCGGCCCCUCAGGAGCGUGGGAACACACUCACCAUCAUGCUGGAGAACUUCUCUCAACGAUUCUGUGCCUGCAACCCAGGGCUUGGUCUUAGCAAAGAUGCGGUGUUUGUCCUCUGCUUCUCCCUCAUCAUGCUGUCUGUGGACCUGUGCAGCCCGCAUGUCAAGAACAAAAUGUCCAAGCGAGAGUUCAUCAAGAACACAUGCCGCGCGGUGUCUGAACUCAGCGGGGAUUUGGCUGGCCACAUGUAUGACAACAUCUACCUGGCUGGCCAUGUAGCGCCCAAGGAUUUCUCUUGAUGACACCUUGGUGGCUCUGGGCAGCAUCAAAAUCUAUAUCAUGACGUGUUGUGUGACUUUAUAUACUUGUCCGCCAGCUGGUUAAAUGGUACUGAGCCCAGAAAGCCAAAUUCUUUUUCAGGAGAGAGAAAGAACAGUUUAAUUUUUUAAACAAUUUUAUGUACAUUAUGUACCCUUUUUUUGCUUUUCUUUUCAACAUUUAGAAUCUUGAAUUUGGACUGAAUAUUUAAAAAAAAACAUGCAACCAACCAAUACCACGGAUUCAGAGACUGCAAUAAAAGAUUUUUCCGAAUUCUGGGCUCAGUACAUCUGAACAGUUGGCCGAUUAUAUAGACCACAGUGUUAACUUAUUAUCUGAAAUAUAAAUCAAGCCUUACAGAGAUGUAAUCGUGUAUCCGAUAUUUGUAUCAAUACAGAUUAUAUUGUUUAUGAGUAUAUAGACAUUGAGUGAUGAUUUUUAUUUAUGUGAAAAGAUCAUAAGUCUGCGGUAAGACAAACUUGGGUAUGUUAUUUCAAAACUAAUUUCAUUGUAUUUUUUAAAAAAGGGCUGUGAACAUUGUUUAUUCUGAAGUCACUUUCAUGUGAACACAUGGAUGUGAAGGAUCAUGAUCUCUCUACUCUGAAGUUGGAUUCGGCCUUCUGAGGUCUACUUUUAGUAGUGACAGUUUUUUUGGCGAGUGGUGGUAAGGGAGGCUAGAUAUGAUUUCAGUUUUGGUUGUGAAUUUUAGUUAAGACUAAACUGUUUUGUUUUCGGAAUUUGUCACCCGCUGAGUCAGAGUACAUGCUGAAUUGGUGCAGUAGACAAAAGUAUUUUUGCUUAUAGUGCUAGUGAAACGCUGUGGAGAAAGCAUAGAAUACGUCCGAAGAAAUAUUCAAAAUGAGGCGUUGGCUGUGAAGGAUUCUGUCGGUGUAUUUAGAGGGAUAGAGGCUUGCUUUUGUACUAAAGUUUUGGAAUAAUUAUCUCCCACCCAGUUUUCUUGAAGACUCAUGAAAAUUUUACUGCACCUUUAGUCUUUUUUAAGCUUUUGUGUUAAAUUCAAAUAUUACUGUCAAUGAUAAAAGUAUUGAUUCAAUUUUGCAGUAUUUAUAGCCUAUAUUAGGUCAGUCUUAGAGGCAGGGUGUUGGAAUUGACUCGUAUCUGCAAAGCUGUUGUUAUAAGAUGAUUUAGGUUAUUGGUAGAUGUCAGUCUGAAUCUGUGUAUAACCCCUUGACUGCCAAUUGUAUAUGAACCCAACAUGUUAAGAAGUAUGUGAAAGUGCACAAAAUGUUACGUGCCACAAUCUUUGUCUGUUUUUUGCUUGCAUGUAAUAAGAGACAAGUAAGUACAGCUAUAUAUCGAAAGAGAUCGAAUAUUAGAGAGAGAACAGACCGACAUAAUUAUUACUGUUGAAAUUGAAAGUUGGAGAUAAAUCAAAAACGCCAUUAUCUUCUUCCUGGUCAUCGCCAUAUAAUUACGAUCACUGUUGUUAUUACUCUCUUCAAGAUAUAGAUCUAGUGGAUUGCUGAAGGAGGUCAAAUCAUUGUUGUAAACAUCUCGGGGGGGGAUGUAAGGGAUGGCUUCGUACUUUGACCUUUCUGGAGAGGAGUAAACUAUACUGCAGCAAAUGAGUUGUUCGUAAUAAAAGCUUAAUGAGUGCUACUGUCUGUCUCGCAAACUGAAUUCUGAAAAAGGUGACUUGCUUAACUUUUUUUUUAUCAGUCAUCAAGCCUGUGAUUCCUGUCUACUAGUCUUCUUACAUAUCUCAUCUCAUGGCUAAAAGUAUGGUUUCAAGGGAUGUCAUUCUGUGCUGGGUGGUUGACAGGUGCUCUGCUGUAGUUUGCUCAAACAUGUAUCUUCAUUGCUUCUCCUCUUCCUUUUCUUUGUAUGUCACUUCUCUCUGGAAGCACUUCUCAUCUUCGUCACUUAUAUGACCUAUUUGUGUUGCAAGUGCUCUAAAACUCAAACUAAGACGAAACUAAAACUUAUUCUGAGUAUUGCUGAGUAUUGAGAAGUCAUUUGUUGCUGAGAUUUCAUGGAAACAAAAGGACAGGUUUUCAAUGACAUACGAAACAUGUCCAAAGAACUCUGGGUAGCUAUAGAAACGUAAGAGUUUUGUGCAGAGCAGUCAAGGGGUUAAGGGAGUUGUGCUUGUCAUUUCUAGUAGACUCCCCGAGCAGAGCUUUUGUUUGCUGUGACUUGAUUAAAAUGGUGUGUUUAGAAUCACAGAUUUUUCAAUUCUGUACAAUGCGAGAAUAUCAAGUAUGUUUUUUUUUUCAGGUUGCUCACAUGAUCUUUAUAGGGCUCUCACUGUAUAAUGUUUUGGAAAUUGGUAUGUUGUUCUGUGACCUUUUACUGAUGAACUGAAGAUUUUAUGAUUAGUGUCAGUAUCAGAGGCCAUUCAUAUGUCUGCUUCUCUCCCAGUAUACUUAUUGGUUUGUAAAAACUUUCUAAAAAAUUGAUGGUGUCAUGAAUAAAAUUUGAGUUCUUGUCAGUUAUGUUUGCUAUUCCAUACAUAGUAAAACUACAUUUACUCUUAGGGCAGAAAGUUUUGUUUCAUGAUUAGAAAUUGGGAAAACAUAAAAAAAAAUCAGCAUUUUCAGACUUUACUCAUAACACCAUGGAUGUAUGUGAGAGAGAUAAUGAAUGGCCUUUGGUACUUUUGUUAUGUGGUGCUACACCCAGACUUGAAUCGUUCAGCUUGUUGCUUUUCUUUCUUGUUUCAGACUUGCAUGAUCUGAAUCUGAAUCUUGUGUGCCAGUUCAUGCACAACUAUUGUCGUGAUGUAAUACAUUUGCCCUUCCGUCACUGCAGACCUCUUAUAUCAAAAUAACUUUGCUUGCCAUUCAAACCAUCGUCAUCUUCAUUACUGAAAGAAUUUUAGAAAAAUGUACUUGUACACUUAACAGGUCAAGAUCAAAAGAGCACCAUUUUGUGAAUAAGUUAAGACCACAGAUUAUUUAUGCAUGUCCAUUGAUUAAUAUUACUUUUCUUGGACUUUCAACUUUUUAUUUCUUUUUGGUGAAUCCGAGAAUUGUCUAAAUAUAAUGACAAGUAAAACAGUGGCAUGGAUGCUACAUUUCUAAAAUGUUUAUUAUCAUGUUUUACAUAUUUUGAAGUUUUUGUAAUUUUUUGAGAGAAAAGAAAGUGGAAGAAACUGGAGUUUUUGUUAAGCUUCUUUAGCAGAAUAAUGGUAUGGAAUGAAAAAAGAGUCUUCUCCCUGGUUUAAAAAAAUUUGUUUUGUCUCCCAUAUUAUGCAAAGGUGAAAGGUAACAAUUUCAAGGGAUUUUUAUAUUGAGCUCAGGUUUUGAAAAGUUUCAAUUAAAGUCAAUUACAGUUUCAUGUAAGCUUUCUGUUUCGCCAUUGAUUAAAACAGUGCAUAUAUGUAACUUUAAAAAAUGCUAUAAUUUGUACAUGAAGCGCUUUAAAAAAUAUAUGUAAAGGGUGAACUGGCACAGAAAAUCAAGGAAUUAAUUGUAUUAAUAACAGACACUAAAAAUAUUGAAGUUAACUUUUUACUUGUAGUCUCAAAUAUGCAUUCCAUACUGUUUUGUUGACUUGUCAAGUUUGUAUUACUGGACUAUUUGUAUAAAUGGAUAGGCUUAAUUGUCUAUGGAAUGCCCGUUUGCAGGUUCAUUUUAUUGGUUAUAAAAAAAAUAGAAAGUUAAUUGUUUUUUUUAUGCUACUAAUUUAUCAAAAAUUUCUUUUUUCAUAAGAAACUCCUUUCAUGAUCCUGUUAGAUGCGUUUGAUCUUGGAUGUUUGUUACCUUCUCUGCCUUAGGACUCCUCUUCACUGUGCUAACCUGCAUGCUCUGUUAUCUUUGUGGGGUUUUUAAAAAUAUUUUUUUUUCUUGGAUGCGUUUUGAAGUUUUUGCAUAAUUAACACAAGAACAAGAGUUACCUUUGUUUAUUGAUUGAUAUUGUGAGUAUUUGUUUAUUCCUUAUGCAAAUAUUUUUGUCGUUGAGUAAUUUAAAUAUUUUUUAUAUUGUUCCCUGUUUAUCUAUCAUCAGUUUUGUACAUUCGAUUGAACUAAGUAUAUAAGGAAUAGCACCUUGGAGAAUCCUUUAUGUGAAGACCAUUUUCUAUGCACUCUGCACUCUUUUUCGUUUACAACAUUUAUGUUGCAUUUAGAUUUUUUUUUGGGAGGUACGGUUUUGUUAUUAAGAGCUUGUCUGAGCAAGGAGCAUGCCUCCAGAUAUGUUUUGAGUUGAGUUCUUUCUUGUCUGUCUUGUCCUCACAUAUGUUGACCAUGUACUUAAAGUGAUUUUGAAUUUUGCUCCAUGCCUCCUCUUUCAACGCUCAUUGUGAAGUUGUCAAGAAAGGAUGCAUUGUUUAUUUAAAAAAAAAAAAUCUGAGCAUCCAGAUUUUUUUGAGCUUGUGAUGUGGUUGUAAGGUUUCUAUUUUCAGUGACAAUACUUUUUGUUUUGUUUUUAGGACACAUUGUUAGUUAGCCUUUUCAAAUGUGUUGGCUGGUACAGUGUGUCUGUUUUUGACUCACUUUACGUAUCUUUUUUUGGUGGGUGCUUGGCUGGUGCUCUGGUGUUGUUUGCACUUUCUUUCUUAUCAAACGUCUAUCAUCCUUAUCUUUGGUCCUCCUUUUCUUUAUUCGUCACUGUUUAGUAACACCUAUUCUUGGGCACUUUUAUGACCUGUGUUGCAAGUUCUGUGAAACUCUUACGUUAACUAAAACUAAACUAUCUCUUUAAAAAAAAAUUAUUUGAAGUUGGUCAGCCGAUAAACUUGUUUAGAGAAAUAGCCGCUGUAUUAAGGUUUAGUGUAUGGCACAAGAACAUAGUUCAAACAUAUAGAAAAUUAUAACCAGUACUCAGUGAUGAUGGUGUACCUUAUGCAUAAGUUUUUAACUGCCUUUGAGUUGGACGUUACUAUCGAUCCAGCCUUUCUAUAGAGUGAAGUUUUAUACUUUUCUAAGAUAGAUAGCUUGUUGUGUCUUUAUAAUUUGUUUUGCGUAUGAGAGUGGUGUGUGAGAGAAACUUGUUUUGUUUACAGAGAUGAAUGGUGUCAUUGACAUUUUUGUUUGUAUGGGAAGCUUUGUUUUUCUCUCCGAUCUUUGUAAGCUCAAAAGAAAAAAAGUUACAACGAGGUGUUGAGGGCUUACUGCUUUUUGUUGUGGACAGUUGUAGUUGUGCUUUUGAAAUGUAAAUUACAAUGGUGAAUUAAUGAAUUUGUUACACAUUCAUAAUUUAUUUGCGGGGAGGGCACAACUUUUCAGAAGCAAACUUACUGAGAUGACUUUGAAAGUUGGGACUAUUGAUGAGAUGUGCACCUACAAGAAGAGUUUUAUUUGACUCUGAAAAUCAGUGUGCAUUUAUUUAUUGAGCUUUUAAAGGGCAGGUAAAAGUGAAUUUCGUUCCGCACAGUUACUCAAAUUGAUGAGCGUGAUGUUGGAACCUCCAGUUUUAUUAGCCAUAAGUGGAUAUGUUUCUGAGAGCGUGAGUUUAUGUCGGGUUUCAUUUUCUCAUGGAGGCCCCUGUCCUCGGCUUUCACGACACACACUCCAGAUGGACAGGGUAUGUUUUCAUGUCUGACCUCCCCAACGUCCCCCCCAACAAGCACGUUGGGUGGUGUUUUGACACAUCGCUACCUCAGACUAACAACGUUCUGUCUGCUCAGUACCUAGUUUUGAGAAAUUUGACGUCAAAGAUUUUGAGUUUCACAUGUCAAGCUUUUUCAAAUGCAACUUUUUAAAUAUCUCGAUGACAACUCAGAAUACUCUUACAAUUUUGAUGGACACAACAGAUCAAACAUUUAGUUUCUGAUCUGGUGGUCCCAGUAACUCAAAACAGCCAAAAAUGACGGAUAGAAGUUUGUAAUUCUGAGGUUGCUACAUUACUAUUUUUCUCAUUGUUUUCACCGCUGUGAAUUGAAUCACCGAUACCAGUUUUUAAAAAACAGAAAUUGAUGUUCUAGAUCAGUGCUUAUCAAUCUUUAUAUAACCAGCGCCCACUUUUGUCCAUGCUAAGGGGUGAACAUUUUUUUACAGCCCACCGACAUGUAUUUCCAAGCGGGACAUAAAAUAACAGCUGCCACUAGCAGGGUAAUCCUCCAGGGCCCACCAAAAUUACCAAAAUUCACCGGUGGGCAAUAUAGCCCUCCCAGGUCGACUGGCACUGUUGUAGAUCUAUUGAGCAAUUUUCAACUGCUUUCUAUAUUACUCAGAGAAUUUUUAUAGUUUUAUUAAGUUUAUAGUUUUAUUAUUGGUUUUACAGUAGGAGUAUUUGUACAGCAAUGAUGGUUGAAAAGAAAGUCUAAAAAUGUCCCUUUUUGUCGUUGUUAAUCCUGUAGUCUUUGAGGGGGUAUGCUCCGGCACAAUGCUAUAUUAAAAAAAGUGGUCUUUAACAGUUGUUUGUGGAAAGAAGUUAAGCUCAGAGUUACUGUAGUUUGAGAGAUUCAAAGGGCAGGUGCUGGACUUUUGUAGAUGUGGUCACAAAGUAGGUUAGUGGUUUUUCUGGGUUGAUGAAGCUUAGGUGAUAGUUUAGAGGUAUGUGCUGUCUUUGGAAGCUGAAUAUCCUUCUUCUCUUCUGUUGAGGGCUUUUGUGCUGUCAGUUUGGUUCAGCUCACCCAUGUAGUUGUGAAGUGGUCUGCCAACCUGGCCUCUUGCCCAUCGGUUCAUCCAUUCCUCUUUGCAGUUUUUUAAAAUGAUAAUUUUUGUUGUGAUGAGUGAUGUUGGUUUGAUUGGUUGUGCUAGGUGUGAUUCUUUUUUUGGCUUGUCUGUCUGCUUUGUCAUUGCUGUGAAUGUUUGUAUAGCUUUGUUAAUCAAAAGAAAAGUGUAGAAAUGUCCCUUAGCAUCAUCCUUCUCUGUUUCUAUUGUAUUUCCAGAUGGUAUGAAUAUUUCAGAGGGUGAAAAAUUUGGUACUGAAUCCUUUCUGGUCACUUUGUGAGUUGAACGAAUUUAGGCUGAAAAUUUUAAAUACAUGAGAAAUAAUUUUUUAAAUUAGUUUGAUCAAAAGUCAGAUGCAUAUCGUGCCCUUUGAUGGGAAAAGUGGGGGUUGUGCAGGAACGUGCAAGGGUCUUCAUCUGGACAGGGAUUUAUUUAUUAUGAUGUUUACAGAUAUCUCACUGUGUUAAACCUGAUGAUAUGUCUUGCCCUGCAUGUGUUUUGCCUUUGUUCAAUGAUGCAAGGGGCGGAAUGUUUGCUCACCUUGUUUGUAGUGCUUUUAUAAAACAUUCUACAGUCUAGCAUGCACAUAGCGAAACUCACACAUAGCGAAACACACUCAUAAUGUAGAGAUUUUCAGGCCUGUUUUUUUUUUUUAUAAACCUGUACAUAUAUAUUCGUUUUACUUAAAACAAAUACAUAGAGGGAUUUAUAUGUACCGAGUAUUUAAAAAAGAUAUCGCAUCGUGUCAAUUUCUCUAUGUGUGUGCUAGAUGGUAUUUUUAAAAGUUUGAUUGAUGAAACCAGCUGUCUGCGAGGUGAUGUUUUGUAAGAUAUUUUACAUAUCAUUUCUUCAAAAGUAAAUUACACAUUCAUAAUAACCCCCCCUCUUUCCAAGGUUUAGUAAAACUGAGCUUUUUCUAAUCAAGCAGCAAGUAUGUUAUGAUGUGUACUGUACUCGGAUGUCUUGUUAUCACUCAGAAGAGUACGAGUAGAAGUUUUGUUAUAUAUGUGUUUUGUUUCAUGUUUUGUUUGUACUGUCAAACAUUCAAACUUGAUAUUUUCUUGCUCUCUUGAAUGUCUGCAAGAGGGAAUGUUUCUUCGUGUAAGGAGAAUGAGAAUCAUAAAGAUAGGCCCAAGUUC